CUCUCCUUAGACGCUGCACCAUGGAUUCCAAAGAAUCUUUGCAUAUUGAACAAACCGGCAUCUUUGAUGACUACUCAGAUCCACCGCCUGCAUAUUCGCCCGCGCGUGCUUCAGUCGCGUCCUCGGAAGCGUCCCUCUGGACCAUCGAGCCGGACUUCCCCCCUGAGUUUACCAACGAUUCACGGGAGCUGGACUACUGCUUUGCGCCGGAAAAAGAUAGCAAGUUUAGUAUCAAUGCGGACAUCACGUCGCGCACGUCUGCUUUCAUCCAGGCGUUCAUGCGGCCGAGCACGCAGGCUCGGUUGGUGAGUGUGGGGUUGAACCGCAGCGAGUCUGGAGGGAGUAGCACUUCAAGUGGUGAACCCCAAUCAGAAAGCCCUAAGCCGCCACCACUAGACAUCGUGGUGAUGGUCGUCGAUGAAUCCAUUGACCCGUUCGUAAGCAUUGCAAAACAACUCCAGCAAGAUUCCCACCGGGUCCGGAUCGCCGCAGAUAUCUCAAACGCAUCGCGGGUACGAAGUCACGGACUGGACUUCUUCGCCAUCCCUCCGAUCACCUCAUCCCCACGAAGUUACAGGACAGCCAAUGGUCAGACUCUCAACUCAGCCGAUAACCGAGCGAACCAUGUCCGCAACCUCCGCCAUUCCCUCUUCGAAGCAUACAAACGAUGCUGGCAAGCCUGCAUUGCGCCCUACCGAGACGACGCCCGCCCCUUUAUGGCGGACGCGAUCAUCGCCACCCCAACGGCGCAUGCCCACAUUCACUGCGCGGAACGUCUAUCGAUCCCGCUGCAGAUCAUGUCCGCGACACCUCAGAGCCCUACCAAAGCCUUCCCGCAUCCCAGAGCGCGUCUGGAUCCCAACGAGGAGAUCGAUCGGCUGACUGCCAAUAUGUUGUCUUAUGCGUUGAUUGAGGAGUCGACGUGGCGUUUAAUCUUGGAGCCCCUCAACAUAUUCCGACGACAGGUUCUCGGGUUGAUGAGCAUUUCCCCAACUGUGGCGGGGAGGCUGCUGAUGGACCACGAGAUUCCACACACGUACUUCUGCUCGAUGGUUCUAGUUCCGAAGCCGAGGGACUGGGCGAUCAAUCGUGCACCGAUUUAUCUCAUAAUGAGGGACCCUAGUAUCGUGGACUCGGAUUUGCUGGUGGCAGCCAUUCAAGAGAGUAUACUAAAUCGUGGGCUUCGGAUUGUUGUCUCUCAAGAGUGCCGGCACGUCCGUGCGAAGUUGGACAAUCCCAACGUUCACGUUGUCAAAUCACUCACGUUUCAAACAGACUGGCUGCUCCCAAGAGUAUCUCUGGUCAUCCACAACGGGGGCAUAGAGACCACGAAACCGGCUUUACGGCACGGCAAGCCAAGCGUGGUCAUCGCACAGACCGACGACCACCUUUCAACCGGCCAAACUCUCGCGAAAAUUGGCGCCGCCGCCUCGCCACUACGCGCCAACGAGCUCACCUCCGAGGCCCUCGCCCAGGCAAUCGCCUUCUGCCUCCGUUCCGACGUUCAACAGACCACCCGAGCCAUCCAGCGACAACUCCUCGACGAGGCCGGGGCCGCCAGCGCCAUCAAGUCCUUCUACCGCUGGCUGCCUCCGCAGGUCCAACCCUGCAGUAUGACCAAGCAGGACCUGGCCAUGUACCAGAUCUGGAACCGACCGUCGCAGACAAUCUCCCCGGAGGCGGCAGCCGUCCUGCUGCAGGAGCAACGCAUCAAGCCUACGGAUCUCGUGCUGAUCACGCGGUGCCUAUAUAACAUCGCAUCCACGCAACCCGCCGCCGAACGUGCCGCCAAAGACUACUGGAAUGGAUUCUCCCACGCGGCAAAGGAUAUCGUCAGUGCCUCGGAUCUGGUGAGCAAGGUCCCUGGGCUGCGGAAGAAGGAUUCGAGGCCCGACGGCGGCGAUUACCCCCGCGGUAAGGGCCGACCCAACCUCGCGAAGGACGUCGGGGUCGGGACCGCCCGGUUCUUCGGGAACAUCGCUCUGCUUCCUUUUACCAGUACCGCGCUGGUGGUCAAUAGCGUCGCGUACGGGGUGAAGAGCGUGAAGGCACACAGGCAGAACAGCAGUCGCGAGGAAGAGAUCCCCGCUGAUGCAUUGGAUGCGAACCGGGGAGAUUUACCAGGCUUGUCAAAAGCAGGCCAAGCAAGACGCGAUUCUCCGGAGGGAUCACCCACUACAAAUCAGAUUGAGCUCAGAAACGAGGAGCACGUGGAGGCGAUCUGCCGGCGGCAUUUGGAUCGUGGAUUUCGGAACGACAAGAUCCAUAAUCUUGAGUUCAGGGGGAAUGUGGUUGAUGUUUUUGAAAGCGGUUGAGGGUUGGAAGGAGGGGCUGGCGUUAGGAGAUUCUGACCAUGUUUGGGAAGCGUGUGUUGUAUUAUGUUUUGGAAUUGAUUAUCGAGAAUAUAGAAUGGGAAGCGAGUUCAUU
This is a messenger RNA of Aspergillus aculeatus ATCC 16872, 2427 nucleotides long. RefSeq names its product glycosyltransferase. The transcript is spliced from 10 exons. The coding region runs from base 21 to 2315 and encodes 764 amino acids. NCBI's taxonomy places the organism in Eukaryota, Fungi, Ascomycota, Eurotiomycetes, Eurotiales, Aspergillaceae. The record is from RefSeq and is a predicted model, not a curated record. Gene Ontology annotation, molecular function: UDP-glycosyltransferase activity; hexosyltransferase activity. Gene Ontology annotation, biological process: carbohydrate metabolic process.